Messenger RNA from Volvox carteri f. nagariensis, 1451 nucleotides. RefSeq lists its product as uncharacterized. Lineage: Eukaryota; Viridiplantae; Chlorophyta; Chlorophyceae; Chlamydomonadales; Volvocaceae. Gene Ontology annotation, cellular component: TIM22 mitochondrial import inner membrane insertion complex; chloroplast inner membrane. The record is from RefSeq and is a predicted model, not a curated record. The coding region runs from base 11 to 793 and encodes 260 amino acids. Gene Ontology annotation, molecular function: transmembrane protein transporter activity. The transcript has 5 exons. Gene Ontology annotation, biological process: protein targeting to chloroplast; protein insertion into mitochondrial inner membrane.
GUGCUAGAAAAUGGCUCUACCUUUUGCUGUGGUCUUGCCGGGCCUCGGCGAGGUGAAGUCGUUCGAUGAACUUGGCAAGAAAUACCAAGAUUGGCUAGCAGGCCAGGAUGUGGCAGUGCAGGUUCUAUUGACAGGCCUGCAAUCAGCGGUACAGGGUGGCGUCCUCGGUUAUAUGUUCGGAAGCAUUAGUUCCUUCGAUCCGAACCAAAACGGCGCAGCCAAGCCUUCUAACCCAGCUCUUGAAAGCGUGGUCAAGGCUGGUCCAUGGGGCUCAGCUCGCAACCUGGCCGCCUUGACUGGCGUGCAGGCCGCCGCCAGUCUGGCGAUCAAGAAGGCUCGGAAUGGCAAGGAAGAUGUCUACAGUGCGAUGGGCGCCUCCUUCUUGUCGGGCGUGGCCUACUCGGUUGUUAGUGGGUCACCCAACCCAAUUCAAAGUGCUGUGACCACCGGCGCUGCGUUUGCCUUGUUCAACGGACUUAUCUAUCAGUUUGGUCAAGCAUUCAAGCCCGAAUUCGCGGAUACAGACUACGACCGGGGAAAGUACAUGCUGAAGACCCUUGGCCUGACGAAAUACGCUGACAACCUCAAGAAGGGCCUCCUAACGGACAACACGAUCAUGUUGUGGAACGACAGUGCGCUGGCGGAGUGCCGCAUCCCACCAGGACCACGGCUACUUAUCCUCCACCACCUCGACACGUACCGCAACCCCAGCAAUGUGCUGAAACCGGCUCUGCCCCUGCCGCCGCUCCCACCACAGCCCGUGGCCACAGCAUCUGCCAUAGCGGGACGAUAAUCGCCCGGGACAGCCUCUCAAGGGAAGGCGCUAUGAAAUAGGACAGGGGGGCGGCGUGUGCUGGGCAAUAGCGUGUGCCCCAUACGCAUGAGUGCGGACUGAUUCGAACGGAUAUACUGACUGGCGCGAGAUUACGGACGAAGGGUGCCCAUGAUGUCGUGUAGCGGGAGUAGGACUAGUGACUAUAGCGCUAUCACUUGUAUCUCCGCCACACCGCCGAGAUAUUGGCGGUUGCGUGGGCGGUAUGCUCAAACUGAAUUUGGGGACGUCUGUGGCAUACUAAUUUUCUGCAUGGCGGCAUUCUAAAGGCUUUGCUCUUAUAGCCUUGGGCAGGCGGGCAGAGUAUAGGAUUUGUGCACGUGCGGUUAGGGCGUCAAGGUAUUGGUUGGGUUCAGGCUUACGGUAGGGAUGGCGCUCUACCAGGAGCGCGUACAUGUGACUUAAGCUAGGAUUAAUGCAAGAGAUUCAGGGCAUUGUACCUAGAUGAACAGAUGAUGUGGGUGAGUAUAGACGCAGGAUGCCAUGGUUUGUCUGCACCUUGCAAGCAGUUCUUCGUUGUGUUGAACCUGAUGCCCUGGCACGAUUGAUGACGGGCUCCAUGGCGGUAUGGUUGUUUGCUAGCUAUGCAGGAUUCUGCUUUCCCACAGCAGGUGCAAAA